GUUUCCAAUCCCCAUUCCCUUCUUCUUCUCUCUCUCUCUCUCUCUCUCUCUCUCACUCUCUCCUUUCCGAAACUUCUCUAUUUCCGCAAGGAUUCUCUCCUUGAUUAACGGAAUUAUACCAAGUUUCAGCAUUGCCAUUUUUCUUUUCUUCUUCGGAUUCUCUUUCGCAUAUCACUCCAUUGAACACAUUUAGAGUGUAUUUCCACUUUUUGUUUCCAUGGAAAAGCUUAAACAGCUCAUUUGCAUGUUUCCCCUGUUUUUUCUUCUAUGCCCAUCUUUCGCUUUUGCUGGCCAUGACUACGGUCAAGCUCUAAGCAAGAGCAUUAUGUUCUUUGAAGCUCAGAGAUCUGGUUUUCUUCCUAAUAAUCAAAGAGUAUCAUGGAGAUCUCAUUCUGGUCUUCAAGACGGUAAAGCCAGCGGAAUAGAUCUAGUGGGUGGGUACUAUGAUGCAGGGGACAAUGUCAAAUUUGGGUUACCAAUGGCAUUUACAGUUACAAUGAUGUCAUGGAGUAUCAUUGAAUAUGGUAAACAAAUGGCUACUAGUGGUGAGCUUGGUCAUGCCAUGGAAGCUGUGAAAUGGGGUACUGAUUACUUCAUCAAAGCUCAUCCUCAACCCAAUGUUCUCUAUGGAGAGGUAGGAGACGGGAACACUGACCACAAGUGUUGGCAAAGACCGGAGGAUAUGACCACUGACCGUCACGGUUACAAAAUUGAUCCAAACAAUCCCGGGUCGGAUCUCGCCGGAGAAACUGCCGCCGCUAUGGCUGCUGCUUCCAUUGUCUUCCGUCGCUCUAACCCUUCCUAUUCCAAAGAACUCCUCAGCCAUGCCUAUCAGUUAUUUGAUUUUGCGGAUAAAUACAGAGGCAAAUAUGACAGCAGUAUCACUGUUGCACAGAAGUACUACAGAUCCAUCAGUGGCUACAAUGAUGAAUUGUUGUGGGCUGCUGCUUGGUUGUAUCAAGCAUCUAACGACCAAUAUUACUUGGAUUACCUUGGUAGAAAUGGUGACUCCAUGGGUGGAACUGGUUGGCAAAUGACUGAAUUUAGUUGGGAUGUUAAGUAUCCUGGUGUUCAGACUUUAGUUGCCAAGUUUUUAAUGCAAGGGAAAGCUGGAAUUCAUGCACCAGUGUUUGAAAAAUAUCUGCAAAAGUCUGAAUUUUUCAUGUGUUCAUGCCUCGGAAAGGGUACUCGCAAUGUUCAGAAGACACCUGGUGGCCUAAUAUACCGUCAGAGAUGGAACAACUUGCAGUUUGUUACAAGUUCGUCCUUUUUAGCCACUGUUUACUCUGACUACCUUGCUUCUUCUCGUAGAAACUUGAGAUGUUCUUCUGGCAUUGUCGCUCCUUCUCAGCUUCUCUCCUUUGCAAAAUCUCAGGUGGAUUACAUUCUUGGGGACAACCCAAGAGCAACAAGUUACAUGGUGGGAUAUGGAAACAAUUUCCCUCAAAGAGUUCACCAUAGAGGUUCAUCCAUUGUUUCCAUCAAGGAAAAUCCUUCAUUUGUUAGCUGCCGCGGAGGUUAUGCUACUUGGUUUAGCAGCAAAAAGGGCAACACCAAUAUACUUACUGGUGCUAUUGUUGGUGGACCCGAUGCAUAUGAUGACUUUGCUGAUCAUAGAGAUAACUAUGAACAAACUGAGCCAGCUACCUACAACAAUGCUCCUCUUAUUGGUAUUCUUGCACGACUCAAUGGCGGUCACGGUGGCUAUAAUCAGCUCCUUCCAGUUGUUGUUCCAGCUCCUAAGCCUUUUGUUCGCAAGCCGCAUUCAUCCCCCAAACCAAAGGAAACUCCAUCCCCAGCUUCACAGUCAGGUCCAAUUUCCGUUGAACAGAAAAUGACCAACUCUUGGGUUGCUAAUGGAAGAACUUAUUAUAGAUACUCCACAAUUGUGACUAACAAAUCAACCAAGAAUCUCAAGUCUCUCAAUCUUUCAAUUUUCAAGCUUUACGGUCCAAUUUGGGGACUCACAAAGUUGGGUGAUUCAUACACAUUCCCGUCAUGGAUCAGUUCGUUAUCAGCUGGUAAAAGCCUUGAAUUUGUCUACAUCCAUUCUACCUCUCCAGCAGAUGUCUCAGUUGUGAACUACUUGUUGGCCUGAAACUGAUCAAUUUGGUUGCAAAAGUCUGAUGCAAACAAUUUACAGCUUUCUUGUCUAAUACGAAAUGUGCAGUGGAAGUUCUUCUCAUUCUCCUUAUCCAUUUUCAUUUUGGUAUCAAAUCAUCUUUUUCUUCUCUUGUGUAUUUUGCAUUUCAUUAGGAUAGAUAAAAAUAGAUAGGCUAUAUAAGAUGGAACGGGCGGAGCAGAAAGGAGCGAAGAGACAAUAAAGCAGUGCUCAUCCUCUUUCUUAUCCGCUUUACAACUUAUAUACAGUGAGUGAAUACAAGACAGACAGUGAGACAGAGAAAUAGUUGAGAAGUUUAGUAAUUAAAUGAACUUCUCAACAUGUUAGAGAAAAGUCAUCACUUGUAUUUUUUUUCUAAAGCUUUGGAUGUCUUUUCUGUGAAUUGUGAUGUUGUAAGCUUUGCAGCAUUUGUACGCCAUAUAUGACAGUUUGUGCAAUAUAGUAUUAUGUUUCUGUGCUAUGCAAUAUGCAAUGCUA
Molecule: messenger RNA, 2599 nt
Organism: Cicer arietinum (chickpea)
Lineage: Eukaryota; Viridiplantae; Streptophyta; Magnoliopsida; Fabales; Fabaceae
Product: endoglucanase 6
Biological process (GO): carbohydrate metabolic process
Molecular function (GO): carbohydrate binding; hydrolase activity, hydrolyzing O-glycosyl compounds
Source: RefSeq, a predicted model, not a curated record